Molecule: messenger RNA, 864 nt
Organism: Suillus bovinus
Lineage: Eukaryota; Fungi; Basidiomycota; Agaricomycetes; Boletales; Suillaceae
Exons: 2
Coding region: 1-864 (287 amino acids)
Source: RefSeq, a predicted model, not a curated record
AUGCCUCUCGCUUCCACCCCUUCAUUUCGGAUUAUGUCUAGCACACCUCCAUUCCAGAUGUCAGCCCAUGCAGGCAUCACAGAGGAUUUGACCUUACUCAGGGAGUCUUUGGCAAGACAACCUGUGGUAGGGGAACCGCCCACAUCUGUUUGCAAAUUGCUGAAGCCACAAAAACCUAAAAAGAAUAAUAUUUUGGCACAUUCCACCCUUCGUCCUCACAUUCUUGCAUGUGAUCGUGUUCACAUUUGGUCCGCUCCUCACUCUACAUCUUUCCAUUCCUCAGUUCUCUCACACCUUCCUUUCGACGAUGUUCUCAAACUCCUCGACGUUAUGUUGAUCUCUAUCGAGGUCAAGACACACGAGAACUAUGGAGCUGGACUCCUUAGAUUUCAUCAAUAUUGUGACUCGAGGAGGAUCCCAGAGCAGUUACGCAUGCUGGCACCAGACCACCUCUUGGCCUCAUUCAUCGCAUCAUGGGCCGGGAAAGUCACAAGCUCGACUGUCCACAACUGGCUUGCCAGGAUCCACUUCUGGCAUAACCUCCACAGUGCACCUUGGCAUGGUAGAGUACUACUGUGUACAGUGACUUCCAGUCUCGCUAAGGUGGUUCUGCCGUCUUCAAAGAGACCAUGCAGACCCCCAGUUACCCUAGAACACAUGCACACUCUCGUUCGCCUUCUUGACUUAUCCAAUGCUUUUGAUGCAGCUGUUCUUGCUGUCGCUUCCACCACUUUUUGGUCUUGCUGCAGACUUGGGCAGUUGUUAAUUGACUCUGCUAAUUCCUUUGAUUUUACGUGUCAUGCACCGCGAAACGCGCUUUACAACAUGGUCAAACUCCAAUGGGUGUACCUUACAUUGUUCUGA